Messenger RNA from Pedinophyceae sp. YPF-701, 1371 nucleotides. Lineage: Eukaryota; Viridiplantae; Chlorophyta; Pedinophyceae. The record is from the annotation of a GenBank genome assembly.
AUGAAGCUCUUCGCCCGCCUGAGGCGCCACGCGUCGCAGAAGGGCGCCCAAACAAACGAUCGAUCGCGCAGCGCGCACGUCGCGAGGGACGUGCCUCAAGAUUUCUCGUCGAGCGGCUCCGACCGCGCUGAGGGCUCAUCCGCGGGCGCCCCCCCGCCACACACACACCAGGACCAGGAUGCCACUCCUGGCGCCUCCGCGGGCCCGCAUGUGCCGCGUGGCGUCUUCGUGGAGCAGCCCGGUCGCAAGGGCGGCACGUCCUGGUACGCGAUCGGCCACGCGUGCCCGGACUGGCUCGCGCGCACCACCUGGACGGUCGACGCCUUUGAGCCCGUCAGGCAGCUGGGAAAGGGCGCCAAGUCCCGGGUCUGGGAGGCGCGGGACACCGCGACGGGCAACAUGUUCGUUCUCAAGGCGUACGAUCUGAGGAAGGUGACGCCCGCGGAGGCGGUCCAGCUGCAGCGCGAGACGAAGAUCCACGCCACGCUCCCGCCGCACCCCAACGUCGUCACCUUUUACGCGGGCUUCGUCGACGAGCGCGCGUGCUACGUCCUCAUGGAGCGCUGCGGCAACGACCUGUACCACUCCCAGCCCAGCAUGAGCAACUUCUCCGAGGCGCGCGUCGUGCACAACGUCGUCGCGCCGGGCCUCCGCGGCCUGGCGCACCUCCACACCCAUGGGUUCCUGCACCGCGACAUCAAGCCGGAGAACUUCAUCUACGGCCUCGACGGCGUCCUGCGGAUCGCGGACCUCGGCUUCGCGAUCGACACGCGCAAGUACCGCCCCACGACGCGCCUCGGGACGCUCGAGUUCAUGGCGCCCGAAGUCGUCUCCUCGGGGCGCCGGGCCGACGGCUCGGUGCUCCCGCGGCACCAGCGCCCGGGCUACGACUCCACCGCGGACGUCUGGUCCUUCGGCGCGGUCGUCUACGAGGUCCUGGUCGGCAAGUCGCCCUUUGGGCGCAACGACGCCGACCGGACGUCGGCCGCGAUCGCGGCGGGCAAGGUCGUCGUGCCGAUCUGGCUGUCCGAGGAGGCGCGCAGCUUCCUCUCGCUCUGCCUCGAGCGCGACCCCGCGCGCCGCCCCACGGCGCGCGAGCUCCUAGACCACCCGUGGUUGGCGCGGCUCUCGGGGAGCCACGGGGGGCCGCACACGGCGCCGCGGUCCGUGUCGCGGUGGCUGUCGAGCCACGGCGGCGGGCAGGCGAACGACUCGGCCAGCUCGGUGCAGUACGACCCGCAGGGGCAGAAGCAGCCGCCCGCGGCAUGCAGCAGUGUGUCCGAGUCGUUGUUCAAGCGGCGCGCGGCCGUGCCGACGCCGGAGCGGCCCGCGCAGCGGCCUGCGGGCUCGAAGGCGACCGUGCAGGGCUGA